GCGCGGGGCGGGGCCCUGGCGCGGGGCGGGCGACGGCGACGAGCCGGAGGAGAAAGAACAUGGCGGGCGCAGCGGGGCCUGGGACCGGCCCGGGGUCCGCCGGCGGAGAUGGGGACGACUCGCUGUACCCCAUCGCGGUUUUAAUCGACGAGCUCCGCAAUGAAGAUGUGCAGCUCCGUCUGAACAGUAUUAAGAAAUUAUCAACAAUUGCUCUAGCACUUGGAGUAGAAAGGACCCGAACUGAAUUGCUGCCAUUCCUUACAGAUACGAUUUAUGACGAAGAUGAAGUGUUGUUAGCUCUUGCUGAGCAACUGGGGAACUUCACAGGCCUGGUGGGAGGUCCUGAUUAUGCCCACUGUCUGCUGCCUCCUUUGGAAAGUCUGGCUACUGUGGAAGAGACCGUGGUUCGAGACAAGGCUGUGGAGUCCCUGAGGCAGAUCUCCCAGGAGCACACGCCCAUUGCUCUGGAAGCCCAUUUUGUGCCUCUGGUGAAACGCCUCGCAAGUGGGGACUGGUUCACCUCUCGCACAUCUGCGUGUGGCUUGUUCAGUGUUUGCUAUCCCAGAGCUUCAAAUGCUGUCAGGGCAGAAAUUAGACAGCACUUCCACUCCCUGUGCUCGGAUGACACGCCAAUGGUACGGCGUGCCGCGGCUUCCAAAUUGGGUGAAUUUGCAAAAGUUCUGGAAUUAGAAAGUGUGAAAACUGAGAUUGUUCCACUGUUCACUAAUCUAGCUUCAGAUGAACAGGAUUCAGUGCGCCUCCUGGCUGUGGAAGCCUGUGUCAGUAUUGCCCAGUUACUCCCUCAAGAUGACCUUGAGACCUUGGUCAUGCCUACGCUUAGGCAAGCAGCGGAAGAUAAAUCUUGGCGAGUUCGCUAUAUGGUAGCAGACAAAUUUUCAGAGCUCCAGAAAGCUGUGGGUCCUAAAAUCACCCUAAAUGACCUCAUCCCAGCUUUUCAGAACUUACUUAAAGACUGUGAAGCUGAAGUCCGAGCAGCUGCUGCCCAUAAAGUGAAAGAACUUUGUGAGAACUUGCCCAAUGAAGGUAGAGAGACCAUAAUAAUGAGUCAGAUUCUACCCUAUAUAAAGGAGUUAGUAUCUGAUACCAAUCAACAUGUCAAAUCAGCUCUAGCUUCUGUAAUUAUGGGAUUGUCUACUAUUCUGGGUAAAGAGAAUACCAUUGAACAUCUUCUACCUCUUUUUUUAGCUCAGUUAAAGGAUGAGUGUCCUGAAGUUCGUUUGAAUAUCAUCUCUAAUUUGGAUUGUGUCAAUGAAGUGAUCGGGAUCCGUCAGCUCUCUCAAUCUCUCCUUCCUGCCAUUGUGGAACUGGCUGAAGAUGCCAAGUGGAGGGUCCGGCUGGCCAUCAUUGAGUAUAUGCCACUGCUUGCGGGCCAGCUGGGUGUGGAAUUUUUUGAUGAAAAGCUGAAUUCUUUAUGUAUGGCCUGGCUUGUGGACCAUGUGUAUGCCAUCCGGGAAGCAGCUACCAAUAACCUCAUGAAAUUAGUUCAGAAGUUUGGUACAGAGUGGGCCCAAAAUACCAUCGUUCCUAAAGUGUUAGUAAUGGCGAAUGACCCCAAUUACUUACAUAGGAUGACCACUCUAUUCUGCAUUAAUGCGCUGGCAGAAGCCUGUGGUCGGGAAAUAACUACCAAGCAAAUGCUGCCCAUCGUCUUAAAAAUGGCAGGAGACCAAGUGGCAAAUGUUCGUUUCAAUGUAGCCAAAUCACUCCAAAAGAUUGGACCAAUUCUAGAUGCUAAUGCUUUGCAGGGAGAAGUGAAGCCGGUGCUGCAGAAGUUAGGUCAGGAUGAAGACAUGGACGUCAAGUACUUUGCACAGGAAGCUAUAAGCGUUCUGGCGUUGGCAUAAUGAACAACAAGAGGGAAAAGCCUUUACUAAAUAAUUAUCACAGAUUUCUAGUCAAUGUGUUCUUAACCUGGGAGGAGAAAAAAAUGGAAAACCUUCAAGAUCUCUUCCAAGCAAAUGGCAACAACAUAGAAGAAAUCAAACUCCAGUAACUUUCUAAAGAUGAAAUGAGAUUGUUUUUAUUCAUCUCUUUGUUGGGAUAAUUAUUUCAGGAUUUCCUAUUGACUGAUACUUCCUAAUUCCUGAUAGCACAGUCAGCUCGUGAUUGUCUCUUAAAGAUUUUUCCUGCACUGUUGGGCUCUUGCCUCCUUGCUUCUGGAUCAAGCCCCAGCCGCUUCCCGUCCAGAGCAAAGUCUGGAUGGGUGUGCACGCAGACUUGGAGCGGGGUGAUUCUCCUGUUGUUUACAUAGGUCUGUGUGAGCUUCUCCAUCAUUCCAAAGUUAAACGUAAAUGGUUUAGGAUAACUUAUUUUAUAAAUUCUCUAUUGGGGGAUAUAUCGAGAUGUCACUGUAAUGAAAACCACGUUUUCCUGGGUUCUGAUGGGCUGCUCCAGUGUCUCACAGGAAAGGGGAGUGUGGAAACUCAGGGUUAACAUGUUGGUUGAUCUGCUUUGUAUUUGCUUGAUUUCGUCUGUAAUCAUGACAUUGAGAAACUUGAAGUGUUGGAUGUAUCUUGCUGCUAAUGUGUGACGUUGACACCUAACCAUUUCAAUGGCUUGCCAUUGUGACUGCCGUAAAUUCUCUCUUCUCUUCUGAGGAGCUUCCACCGUGGUCCUCCUACAGCGCAGUAGUUGUACUGUCCUACAGCUGCAGGACUGCAGUUCGUCUUUGGAAUGAGUGUUGGACCCCACCACCCCACCUUGCGGGUUUCCCAGACUGCCCGGUCUGCCCCCCACAGUGCGGAUGUCACGCUCCAACUCAGGUUUCGUUGCUAAUUUUUUGGUACGGGUGAUGCUGGAAUCUUAUUUGAAGUGUUUACUUUUCUACUUUUACAGUAAAACCUCAUUAAUUCCUCCUGGAAUUUAAGGUAGUAAGUUGGGCUAAAGGAUUCGCUGAAGCAAAUGAAUAGCCUGCAAGAAGCCUGUUCAUACACGUCACCAGUUUUAAAACUCGCGUGUCAUUUGCCAGCAGACAUGCAGCUCCCACGCAGUUACUUGCAGUUACUUCACAUGCUUCCCUGGGGGUCUCUAAGAGCUCCCAUGUUUUUUUUUGCUGAAGACUGUGCUUUUUAAUCCUUGAAAUAUAUGCAUUUAUAUUUCAUGAGAGUUUAUGUUUCUUGCAAAUAAACGCGUUUUUCACCUAAUCAAACUGUGUGGCUAACAAAUUCUAGUUAAUGAGGUCUUACUAUAGUAUAGUUUUCUCUCAGUGCUUCUUGUUUUGUAGUUGGGUGUUAGUUACUGUUUUGGUUUUGGAAUUCAUUUCAUUUACUGCCUCUUUUAAAUCAACUAAGCUCUGUUUUGUUUUGUGAAGGUCCAAAGACACCUAUAUAACUUAUUAAACAAUUAUAUAAACUGAA
Dipodomys spectabilis (banner-tailed kangaroo rat) is the source of this 3377-nucleotide messenger RNA. RefSeq names its product protein phosphatase 2 scaffold subunit Abeta (gene Ppp2r1b). Lineage: Eukaryota; Metazoa; Chordata; Mammalia; Rodentia; Heteromyidae. Gene Ontology annotation, biological process: protein dephosphorylation. Bases 60 to 1865 code for a protein of 601 amino acids. Gene Ontology annotation, molecular function: protein phosphatase regulator activity; protein binding. Gene Ontology annotation, cellular component: cytoplasm; protein phosphatase type 2A complex. The record is from RefSeq and is a predicted model, not a curated record. The transcript is spliced from 15 exons.